Messenger RNA from Lampris incognitus (smalleye Pacific opah), 725 nucleotides. RefSeq names its product glutamine amidotransferase class 1 domain containing 1 (gene gatd1). The record is from RefSeq and is a predicted model, not a curated record. Lineage: Eukaryota; Metazoa; Chordata; Actinopteri; Lampriformes; Lampridae. Bases 65 to 709 code for a protein of 214 amino acids. The transcript is spliced from 7 exons.
CCCCCCCCCCCGACUACGAGGCGAUAUUCUUUUUUUACGCGGAAGCCGCAGAUGAUGAUAUAAAAUGUCUGCAAAAUCCACGUGCCUGAUAGUGGCGAGCGCUGCCCCUCAAGGGGUUUCGGCGAGAUCAUUCCACCAGUCCUUCAGUCUUUGCAGCCCCGUGUUCAGCCUACAGACAGCAACGCCAGGGGGGAAGCCCAUUGACUUUGUUGAAGUGGAUGAAAGCACUUCCAGAUGGGUACAGGACUUCAGUGGGAAACCAUAUGCAACACCAGCCAAGCUUGAAUCUAUAGAUGGUGCCCGGUAUCAAGCGCUACUCAUCCCAGAUUGUCCUGGAGCUGUGAAAGACCUUGCACACAGUGGCUCUCUGCAUCGCAUUCUCACACACUUCAUCUCUCAGCAAAAGCCGGUGUGUGCUGUGGGACAAGGAGUAUCGGCUUUAUGUUGUGCCACUGAGGGACAGAAGUGGAUCCUCAGUGGCUACAGUCUGACAGGGCCAUCGGUUUUUGAGCUGGUGCGGACACCUGACUUUGCCAACCUGCCCUUGAUAGUAGAAGACUUUGUAAAAGACAGUGGAGGAUCGUACACAGCCAGUCAAGAGGACGCCAUGCAUGUAGUAGUAGACAGACACCUAAUAACUGGUCAGAAUAUCCAAUCAACAUCAGUUGCUGUGAAUAAUCUAAUCUUGCUCUGUAAUGGCAAAUUAUAGCCCUAGACUAUGUAGA